Molecule: messenger RNA, 580 nt
Organism: Fusarium vanettenii 77-13-4
Lineage: Eukaryota; Fungi; Ascomycota; Sordariomycetes; Hypocreales; Nectriaceae
Product: mitochondrial 54S ribosomal protein MRPL51
Exons: 3
Coding region: 26-439 (137 amino acids)
Biological process (GO): mitochondrial translation
Cellular component (GO): mitochondrial large ribosomal subunit
Molecular function (GO): structural constituent of ribosome
Source: RefSeq, a predicted model, not a curated record
UAGCGAUUGACACGGCCAGACAAAGAUGACGAUCAGAGCACUACGGCAAAUAGCAAAAGGCCAGAAUGGCCUCGGCGCAUUCGUUCUUCAGUGCAAGAGGUUGGACUUCUUCUACUGCGACUGGGCCGGUAGCUCCAAGGGAAUGAACGGCUUCAUCAAGUCCCUCCUCCCCAAGUUCGCCGCCGCCAACCCCCAAAUCGAAUUCUCCAUCUCCCCCCGACCCGGCAAGCACCCCGUGGUCAUUGGCCACUACAUCAACGGCCGUACCAAGCCCAUCUGCGUGCGAAACAUGUCGCCCUACGAGAUCCUGCAAAAAGCCGAGCUCCUCCGUGACGCCAGCGGCGAGAAGCUGAAGAAGACCAACAGGGCUGUCACCAGCACCAAGCCCAGUGUGCGUGGUAUCUGGUCCCCGUACCACGGAAAGGGAAUGGUGGUCUGAGACGAAUGUUUGGAUUAUGUGUAUAUGUAUCUGGAACAACUUGGGGUUGCCUGCUUGCCGCAUUGGGUUGUGAGGAAACUGUACGAUUUAGAGUAAGGAUCUCCGGAUGAUAGAAGCGUCAAUGAUACCUGCUUCGCCGAC